Pistacia vera is the source of this 2361-nucleotide messenger RNA. Its product is annotated as NAD-dependent malic enzyme 62 kDa isoform, mitochondrial. The record is from RefSeq and is a predicted model, not a curated record. Gene Ontology annotation, biological process: malate metabolic process; pyruvate metabolic process. Lineage: Eukaryota; Viridiplantae; Streptophyta; Magnoliopsida; Sapindales; Anacardiaceae. The coding region runs from base 186 to 2060 and encodes 624 amino acids. Gene Ontology annotation, cellular component: mitochondrion. Gene Ontology annotation, molecular function: NAD binding; malate dehydrogenase (decarboxylating) (NAD+) activity. The transcript is spliced from 19 exons.
AGCCGCGUGGCCUGGUGAGAAGUAAAAGAUUUUGACUCAAGAGUCAGAUGAUUGGAGUUACGAAAGAAGAAAAACACGAAACUGUAGCGAUAGCUCUUGUCAGUUAGUUCUUACUCUUACUCCUUCGGUUCCUACUACUACUCCUAGGGUUUCAAUUGUUUUUGGUUGCAACAAUCUUGGAGAAAAUGUCUCAGAUCAGAGCAUCCUCUUCUCUCAUCCGACGACUCAAACAACGAUUCGUAAAUCCAGCUGUGUUAAUUCAUACUACAUCUUUUACUACCGCAGAAGGACAUCGCCCCAUCAUUGUACAUAAGCGUAGUCUUGAUAUUCUUCACGAUCCUUGGUUCAACAAGGGAACCGCAUUUUCCAUGACGGAACGAGAUCGUCUUGAUCUUCGAGGACUUCUUCCUCCAAAUGUCAUGUCUCGAGAACAACAAAUUGCGCGCUUCAUGGCUGACUUGAAGAGGCUUGAGGUGCAUGCAAGAGAUGGACCUUCUGAUCCAAAUGCUCUUGCCAAGUGGCGGAUACUUAACCGAUUGCAUGAUAGAAAUGAGACAAUGUACUAUAAGGUUCUAAUUGCCAACAUUGAGGAAUAUGCACCUGUAGUUUAUACCCCAACUGUAGGUCUUGUUUGUCAGAACUACAGUGGUUUGUUUAGAAGACCAAGGGGAAUGUAUUUUAGUGCUGAAGAUCGCGGAGAAAUGAUGUCAAUGGUUUACAACUGGCCUGCUGAUCAGGUUGAUAUGAUUGUUGUUACGGAUGGAAGCAGAAUAUUGGGUCUUGGAGAUCUUGGAGUUCAGGGAAUUGGAAUUGCUAUUGGGAAGUUGGAUUUAUAUGUUGCUGCUGCUGGGAUAAAUCCUCAACGGGUGCUACCUGUCAUGAUUGAUGUUGGAACUAAUAAUGAGAAGCUGCUUAAAGACCCCCUUUAUUUGGGCUUGCAAGAACACCGUCUUGAUGGUGAUGAUUAUGUUGCUGUCAUUGAUGAAUUUAUGGAGGCAGUAUUCACUCGUUGGCCACAUGUGAUUGUGCAGUUUGAAGAUUUCCAGAGCAAGUGGGCCUUCAAGCUGUUGCAGCGGUACAGAAAUACCUAUAGAAUGUUCAACGAUGAUGUCCAGGGUACAGCUGGGGUUGCAAUUGCUGGCCUUUUAGGAGCUGUGAGGGCACAAGGAAGGCCAAUGAUUGAUUUUCCAAAGCAAAAGAUUGUUGUUGCUGGUGCUGGAAGUGCUGGCAUAGGGGUUCUGAAUGCUGCCAGGAAGACAAUGGCAAGGAUGCUAGGGAAUACUGAAACUGCUUUUGAUAGUGCACGGAGUCAAUUCUGGGUAGUUGAUGCCAAGGGUCUUAUCACAGACGAGCGUGAAAAUAUUGAUCCAGAUGCCCUGCCUUUUGCAAAGAAGGUGAAAGAAGUUGGUCGUCAAGGAUUAGGGGAAGGCGCAAGUCUUGUUGAAGUGGUGCGGCAAGUGAAGCCUGAUGUGCUUCUUGGGUUAUCUGCUGUUGGAGGAUUGUUUUCGAAAGAGGUGUUAGAGGCUAUGAGAGGUUCAACUUCAACUAGACCAGCCAUCUUUGCAAUGUCAAACCCCACAAAAAAUGCUGAAUGCACACCAGAAGAAGCAUUUUCCAUUGUUGGUGACAAUAUUAUAUUUGCAAGUGGCAGCCCCUUUAAAGAUGUUGAUAUGGGAAAUGGUCAUAUUGGGCACUGCAAUCAGGGAAAUAACAUGUACCUCUUUCCAGGUAUUGGACUUGGUACUCUUUUAUCUGGCUCAAGGAUUAUAUCUGAUGGCAUGCUACAGGCUGCAGCAGAGUGCCUAGCUGCGUACAUGACGGAAGAGGAGGUUCUCCAGGGGAAGAUAUUCCCGUCAAUAUCUAGCAUACGAGACAUAACAAAGAAGGUAGCUGCAGCCGUUGUGAAGGAAGCUAUCGAAGAGGGUUUGGCAGAGGGUUACCGUGAGACAGAUGCCCGAGAGCUGCAAAGACUUAGCCAGCUGCAGGAGGAACUUCUAGAAUAUGUGGAGACGAACAUGUGGAAUCCUGAAUACCCUACAUUGGUUUACAAGGAGGAUUAAUCCACACGACCCAAAAUCCUCACAAGAUAGAUUUGCCCAAGAACAAAAUUUGAACAGUCGACUGAUCUGAAGCAGUUGUCAAGAUCUUUGUACGAGAACAAAAUAACAGACAAAUACUGUUGCCAGAAAUAUGUAAUUGUUGGCAUGGUACUCUUAAAUUGUGUCAAUGCGGCUGUAUCUAAUUCUUUAUUUGUAGAUGUCAACUGACUUUGUUUAUUUUUUUAACUGUUUAGAAUGCACGAGGGGUUUGUGUUCGACAUCAAUCCCGGGGUUGAAUUAAUCUUAAAUUAUAGUUGAAAAA